CUUAUCAAAUUUUUUUCAAGAUGAUUUCUAAAAUUUAUUCAAUAUAAUUAUUACUAUAAAAAAAUAGGUGUGUCUUAGGAAGUAGGACCCACCUUUCUAUAUGCGAUUAUACCUCUGAUCUGGCUGGCAUGACGUCUAGUCGUCCACCCUAUUAUCUUUAUUUUUUUAAACAACCCAAAGAUUAAAUACUAAAAACUGGCAAAUUACAAAAUGUUUAAGGGUUUUUAUAAAUAGACAAAUUACACGGUUGAAAUAAGUGUAGCAACUAAUAUAUUGAAAUCCAAGUAUGUAAUAUGUUAGAAAUCCAGUGUAGCAACUAAUAUGUUGAAAUCCAUGUAUUAUGUUUUAUUAUCCUGUUGAAAUCCACUCUAAUGAUAUAACUAGAAAUCAAAAGAAAUUUUAUCGGUCCAUUUUUUAUAAUUAGACAAUAAGUAACCCACAAAGCAGAUUGAAUAUUUAAUUAUUAUUUGUCACUUUAUGAUUGUAACACUUAUUGGAGACCCAGAAUUUCGUAUACCUCAAAAAUUUUGAUGCCAAACCCAUAUCCAAAAUUUUGAGAGUGAAAUUACAACAGAUAAAAUUUUGUUAUUUUGUCUUUACAUAACCUAAUCCAAUUAUUGGUUUUAUAUAAUCGACAUCAUUAAUUUUAUAAAUCAACAAAAUCGCACCAUUAUAACGUCGGGUCUAGCAUCACAUCUUUUGUUACUUUUUAUCCGUCACUUUAGCGCCACGUCAGCCAGACAAAUUUGAACCAAUCAUUCUAAACUCAAAAUACAUAUAAAGAAUGAGAAAAAAAAAAAUACAAAUCUACAAUUAUUUAAUAUAUUGUGUAAAUAAUUACGAAAUAUAUAAUUGGGAUAAUUUGGAUUUACGAUAUUUUUGAAGGACAUAGUUAUGGAGGUUGGGCCGUUUAGUGGACCAUAACAUGCACGAGGACAUAUUUGAUUAGGUCGAUAGAUGUCGACAGAUCACUAUUUGCCUGCUAUUUUGUUUUUAUUUUAAAUACAUGGUCUAAAAUCUCCCUUCCAUGAAAGUGACUCUUUUGAUGUCAACACAACCUUUCAAAUUGAUCACGAGUCUCCUAAUAAUUCAUCGCCAUGGAUUCACUGCACCUUUUUCCAAUAAUUUGUGGCAUAUAUAUACUAUAUAAGUUCAUAUAUCAUCAUAUCAUUUCCUUACACAACUCUUGCUAAAAAAAUCCAAAAUGAAAAAAUCCCAUUUUGAGUUCAAAAUAUUCGGAACAUGUCAAAAAAUAACUGAUGGUAUACAGCCUGAAAAAAUGGUUCAGUUUUCUUCGUUUUUGAAUGGAAUAACGAGAAAUAUUACAACAAAAAACGUGAAGAAACGGAGGAUUAAUUUUGGAAGAGAAGCUACUAAUGCUUUAGCCAAGGAAGCAAGAAAAAAUGGUUUAUUAUUGACUUCUCCUGGUAGCGUUUGUGCAAAUGGAUCGAGUAAUUAUGUGUCCGCUUAUUCUAAAGGCGGGAAUAAAGGAAUCAAUCAAGAUUCCUUCAUUGUGUGGGAGUCGUUUGGAGGGAAGGAAGGUGUGAUGUUUUGUGGUGUUUUUGACGGGCAUGGUCCGUGGGGGCAUCUUGUUGGAAAACGAGUGAAGAAAGUAAUGCCGGCUUAUUUGCUUCACUUUUGGCAAGAAGCUUGUGCUCAAUAUUCGGUGGAUUCGUUAAAAAAUUCAAAUUUUGAUCAAUUUGGUAUGUGGAAGAAAUCUUUAAUGAAAACUUGCUCGACUGUUGAUUAUGAUCUAGAGCUUCAUCCGGUGAUCGAUUCGUUUUUUAGCGGCGCUGCUGCCGUGACUAUAAUCCGAGAGGGGGAUCUUCUUGUGUUAGCAAAUGUUGGCGAUUGUCGAGCUGUUCUUGGAACAACUCAAGACGAUGGUAGCUUGGUUGCCGUUCAACUAACUGUAGAUUUUAAACCAAAUUUACCUCAGGAAAGCGAAAGGAUAUAUAAGGCGGGAGGGAGUGUGUGUGAGUCAGAGGAUGAACCGGGAGUCUCGAGGAUUCGUGCUUCAAAUGACGAGACAUCCGAAGGUCCGGGACUCGCACUUUCAAGGGCUUUUGGUGACUAUUUUGUUAAAGACUUUGGUCUUAUUUCUGAGCCAGACGUGAUACAAACAACAAUAACCGCACGAGAUCGCUUUGUCAUUUUGGCAACCGAUGGGGUAUGGGACGUUGUCUCAAACGAAAAGGCAGUUGAAAUCGUUUCAUCAGCAUCAGAAAAGGACGAAUCAUCAAGAAGACUCGUUGACUACGCGUCCAAUCAAUGGAAGAGGCAAAGACCAGGCUUUUGUACGGAUGACAUCUCAGCUGUGUGUCUGUUUUUCCAUAAUUCAUCAUCUUCUCAACAGAAAUAAUCUUAUUAGAUAAAAACAUUAAUGUUGCAUAUAUAUGGUCAGCAAGUUCUUAUUGCUGUUGUUUUUCAAUUUAAUAAAGUGUUUAUUUAGCAUCAUGGCUUAGUAACUGGAGCAAAAG
This is a messenger RNA of Lactuca saligna, 2480 nucleotides long. Lineage: Eukaryota; Viridiplantae; Streptophyta; Magnoliopsida; Asterales; Asteraceae. The record is from the annotation of a GenBank genome assembly.